Messenger RNA from Cladophialophora carrionii CBS 160.54, 1020 nucleotides. RefSeq lists its product as uncharacterized. The transcript has 3 exons. Lineage: Eukaryota; Fungi; Ascomycota; Eurotiomycetes; Chaetothyriales; Herpotrichiellaceae. Gene Ontology annotation, cellular component: SAGA complex. The record is from RefSeq and is a predicted model, not a curated record. The coding region runs from base 1 to 1020 and encodes 339 amino acids.
AUGUCAUCUCGCCCCAGAGCGGGCCGGGGCACGACUGGCCGCGAUGGCACAGAAGUCCUUGAAAACGAUCUGCUCAACCGGACCCUUGAGAGUCUCCGAAAGGUCAAAGAAUAUAAUGACAAGCAAAAGGACCUUGGGGAUGAUAUUAUGGCUCUCGAAGGCGAGAUGAAGGCCAACGGACGUACCUCCGACCAACUGCAGCGCCUGGAUCAACUUUAUAGGGAGAUGCUUCGUUACGCGGAGCUGGAGCGAAAGGUGCAGGAGGAAGAAGACUUUAUCAGCAAUCUCGCUAUCCUGAAGACUCUCAAGACGAGCGACGAACCCGCACCGCGGAAUGGCCAGUCCAAGGUGCGGAAGCAGCAGAGAUCCAAUAUCGACCCUGAUGCGGUGGAUUCACCGGGGCCUAGCCCAGGAGACGGGCGCUCGGAGUUGAUGAAACGAGUCAAGGGGACAUCCCAACGUAGCUCAAGUACAGCGAGCCAGAAUCGAGCACCAUCAGCCAUCAGGGACGACAGCGUUGAGACAAACGUGGGACUUCAGGCCGAAAGGACGGGGCAGCUGAAGCCUGAAGUGGAAGUCUUUUACAAAUACCCGGACCUCAAGAUUCCCAAAGACACCAAGGACCAAAAGGCGCAAGAUGAACUCGAAGGCGUGGGCAUCCACGUCAUCAUCAAGAAGGUGCUACAGGACAGAAAGCCCGUUCAAUACGACGUGAGGGACCCAGAGGUCGAUGCCUCGUCGGGCAAGCCAACCUCGCGGCGGGUCCUUGCUAAGAAUCUUCUGCCCAUCCCGAAAGACAACCCGACCUUCCAAUAUUUCAAGGACGGCACGAGUGUGUACGCCAAGUAUCCCUAUACUGACACAUUCUACAAAGCCACAGUGCAGAGUUUCAAGAAACCUAACUACAGCCUGAGCUUUGACGACGACGACCAGGGGCUGCAGACUGUGGAAGGCCGUUUCGUCUUCGAGAACAAGGACAACAAGGACAACAAGCCGAAAGACAGCAAGCCGAAGAACUGA